AUGAAGCUUUUGACGAUAAUUCCGAUAUUGGCAAAAGCUCAGGAUUAUUAUUACGAAUACGAUGGUUCCGGUGAAAUCUACGAAUACGAAUAUAUCAACCCUAGAAGCAGAGUUUCAACAUCAGGCCUUCAGUUUACAGAGGAAGAGAUAAAGGAAGCACAAGAGAAGCAGAAGUUCGAAUUCGAAGGCUCCGGAAUGACGGGAGAAGAUCUGGUAGGAACUUUUUCUUUCGAGACGGGAGGGUACUCUUAUGAAGAUGGGCAAGCCGCCGCGGCGAUUCUUGAUGAAUUCGGAAGGGCGAAAAAACCUGUCAGAAAGCCAUUAAGAAAGCCGACGAAAAAGCCGACAAAGAAGCCGACAAAGAAACCGACAAAGAAGCCCACAAAGAAGCCUACUACAACUGAAACUACCAAGGUUACAACAACAUCCACAACGACAACCACCUCCACAACAACUACUACAGAAGAGCCAACAACAACGGAAAUCGUCACAACAACGUCCACAACAACGACGACUUCCACAACCAUCCCGACCAAAAAAGUCACAUUCUCCGAUCAAUUCGCAUUUUUGGCCGCCGGAAACUCGCAGAAUGCAAAUGGCGGUUUUGGUCUCUUUGGAAGCUCAAAGGAAGAUUUUGAGCAAGAAAGAGGGAAGAAGAAUAAGAACAAAAAGAGCAACAAGAAUCAAGUCAUUGGAAACUACAAUCAAAAGAAUCAGAAUAACUACCAAAGCUACUUCCAGGCUCAAUUGAAGAACGAGGAAGAGUUUUCUUGUUGGACUUGUUCUCGAAGCUACUGGGAAAAGGACUCGACUGGGGAUAUGUAUCUCGAUUGCCGAACCCACGGGGAAAUGGUCACGUGUCCAAGGCAAAAAGAAGACUUGGGUUCGGACCAUUUCUCCUCGGCAAACAGUUGUCAGAUCACAGAGCGGCGCUUUUUCGGAAUUGUGACCGAACUUCAUGUUGGAUGCAAACAGACAAGGGCUUGCCAUGCAAACUUCAAGCAAAAUACCAUGAAUGGAAGUGUCUACGGCAGAUCGUGUCGCCCUGAAAGCACCUUUGGUAUUUCAACCUGUCGCCAAUGCUGCUCUGCUUCGGAGUGCUAUUCUGACUCGACGAUAUUGGCUGAAAGUUUUGACAAAGAAUCUGAAUGGCUUGAUGAAACUUAUCACGCGACUCUAACGGAAGUUUAG
This is a messenger RNA of Oikopleura dioica, 1191 nucleotides long. The record is from the annotation of a GenBank genome assembly. NCBI's taxonomy places the organism in Eukaryota, Metazoa, Chordata, Appendicularia, Copelata, Oikopleuridae.